Acaulospora colombiana is the source of this 624-nucleotide messenger RNA. Lineage: Eukaryota; Fungi; Glomeromycota; Glomeromycetes; Diversisporales; Acaulosporaceae. The record is from the annotation of a GenBank genome assembly.
AUGUCGGACGAAGGCGACGACACUUCAAAUUAUGAUCAAUUGAUUUCUUCGAAGGAAUGGGAGCGCAUGAGCGAAAAUUUUGGAAAUGCAAAGGGCAAAGAUAUAACGAUUCAAAGGGGAUUUGAUAGGGGUUAUGCUGAAGGAGCUGUAGUCGGCAAGGAGAUUGGUAGACUGAGGGGAAUUUUGAACACUUUGCAGGAAUUCUAUUCGCCCUUAAUUGAUGUCGACGAUGAGGACAUCAAAGAUAUAUCUCGUCUACCAGAUGAAUCCACACUCGAUAGAAUCAAGCAUUUAGAAAACAAGCUUGCAUGUUUGACCUUUGAUAAGCUUUUCGCUAAUGACCACUUUCAGUUGACUUUAACAUCCGAGGAAAGCCUUAGCGAUCCACAGGAGGUUGCGGACGCAAAUGCUGUCACGCACGAGACAUGCAGCUGUCAAGAUGUUAGUCAGUGUGAAUGUGGCAGUUCUUGUGAAGAGAGGAAGCACGAAGGUCCUGAAUACAGUGAACGAAGCACAUAUUCAUCUUCCCGAAACUCUGAUAUAGAGAAUUCUGCCUUUCAAACUUUGAAGGAAUAUCGUGAGGAGAUUGAUCAAAUAUUGUCUGAACUUGGAUUCACCGUUUGA